This is a messenger RNA of Orbicella faveolata, 5008 nucleotides long. RefSeq names its product DNA polymerase subunit gamma-1-like. The record is from RefSeq and is a predicted model, not a curated record. Gene Ontology annotation, biological process: mitochondrial DNA replication. Gene Ontology annotation, cellular component: gamma DNA polymerase complex; mitochondrion. Lineage: Eukaryota; Metazoa; Cnidaria; Anthozoa; Scleractinia; Merulinidae. Gene Ontology annotation, molecular function: DNA binding; DNA-directed DNA polymerase activity; 3'-5' exonuclease activity.
CCCGUCCACUACUUCCGAAGAGAAACUAACAAACAAAAAACUGAAAAGAAAUAGCAAGAAAUAAAUUCGAUAUUAGAAUUUCCUCUGUUUUAAUGCUGAAAAAGAAACUAAAAAAUCCUCAAGAUUUUUACAUGUACGAAAAAUUCGGAUCUUCUUUUAUACUCUUUUUUAUAAUUUUUAUGACAAUGUAACAAGUACCUAGUCAUCCCCUAGUGAGUGAGAAUUUGUUUCAAUGGCGGCAAGGGCAAGGCAGUGUCUCCUCCAUGUUCUUGCCAGUCUUUUCUGCUUUGCCCAAUAUAUGCUCUACUAAAUAGGCAUACUUUACACUAAUCUUCGCUUUAAAAUAUGUAUCGCGCUCUUGAAGCGGUGUUUCGCAACGCUCGAACAGUAAAUCCAACGCGACUUCACGUCCCUUGUCUGUCGAACCACCGAUGUUCAACAACGCCGUUUACUCCAGAUAAGGCCACUGCAAGCUCAGAAGAAGAGGAGCUCAAGAGGUUCAAUCCUCUUGAAAUCCAGAUGCUUUCUAGCUCAUUACACGAUCAAGUAUUCCAUGGUAAAAUGGAAAUCUACGAUUCAGAGAUGGUGAAAAAAUGCCAACACCAUUUGGAGGCGCAUAACUUGUGGAACAAGAGUGGAACGGUUCUGCCUGAGGUUGAUUUCGAACUUCCACCUCUGCUUGGUUCAAAUGUCGAUGAGCACUUCAGAAAUAUAGCAGAAGAGCAAAGUAGACCAUACUUUGAAAAAGCUCAGAUUUUAGCAGAUGUGACACUCUCUGCUAUGCCAGAUGAGUGGAGUUACUCUCCAGGGUGGACUAAGUAUGUAUAUACUGAUGAGGGAUUGGUCACUUCACCUGUGGAUGUCCCACAAGAGGAUGCCUUAAUCUUUGAUGUUGAGGUCUGCAUGAAUGAGGGACCGUUUCCUGUGAUUGCGGUGGCUGCCUCUCCUACAGCAUGGUACUGUUGGGUCAGUCCAAGACUUGUCGAAGACAAGAGUUACAAUUGGUUUGUCAGACCAACUCCUAAGUUAUACAUUCCAUUAGAGCUUACAGACAACCAGGACUGGACAACAGCUGAGUGGAGAGAAAGGCUUGUUAUUGGUCAUUCUGUUGGUUUUGACAGAUCUUUCGUAAAGGAGCAAUGUUAUAUAAAGGGACCUAAAACAUAUUUCCUGGACACUCUGAGUCUCCACAUGUGUAUCUCAGGCUUCACAAGUCUUCAGCGUAGCCUUUGGGAAUCAGCUAAUGCUGGACGCAUUGGAAAAGUACCCUGGAUGCUGAUUGGUUCUGGCAACAAACUUGUAAACCUUCACCACUUGUAUUGUGGUGGUGAUGAAUUAGACAAAUCACUGGUGAAAAUAUUUGUUGAUGGAACACUUGAUGAUGUGCGGGAAAACUUUCAGGAUUUGGUAAUGUACUGUGCAAAAGAUACUGCAGCAACUCAGGAAGUAUUUGCGGCCCUGUGGCCUAAAUACCUGGAUAGAUUUCCUCACCCUGUGUCUUUUGCGGGGAUGUUAGAAAUGGGAUCUGCCUAUCUUCCAGUUGAUCGCUCCUGGGAAAACUACAUACGAGAUGCUGAUGACACCUAUGAAGAUCUGGAGAAGGAAAUGAAGUGUUCACUGAUGAAACUAGCUGAUGACACGUGUAACUACCUUCAUGGAAAAAGGUAUGCAGAGGACCCUUGGCUUUGGGACAUGGACUGGUCAGUCCAAGAUGUAAGAACUAAAAAGCCAAAACCUCCAAAAAAGAAAAGGAAAACUAAAGAUGUGCCAAGCAGUGGCAAAGAGAUGGAUGCAGAUGCUUCUUCAACAGAGACAGGCGCAACUAGUAAAGGUGGAUUAAGCACAGACAUUCUUGAAGAUGAGAUGAUUGAUGACAAUAGCAUUGAAGUUGUUGAGGGUUUGAAGAACUCCUCUGACAUCUUAGCAACUAUUCCACCAGCUGUAGAUGUGAUGUACAAGAGACGGCAGAAGUUACCGGGUUAUCCCAAUUGGUACAGAUCUCUAUGUAUGGGACCAUCAGACAAGGAAGAAUGGAAAGAAGGGCCUGUGAACAUUAGCGCACAGUGUCAGGUGGCACCUUCGCUCUUGCGCAUGACAUGGGAUGGCUUCCCGCUGCACUACACCCGUAAACAUGGCUGGGGAUACCUUGUGCCUGGCAGGAUGGACAAUUUGACUGCCAAUCAAAUCAGUUUGCCUCAAAAUGAGGACGACCAAGUGGAAGUAGAGGAACAAGGACCAACAUUCCCGACAAGCGCAUUUGAAAACCUUUGGAAGAAGCACCGUAUGAACGCAAAUCGUGAAGCGGUAAACGGAACAGAUUCUAAAUUUGCCGAUGAUGAGAUGGAUGUAUACAACCUUGAUGAAGAUCAACUUUGGACGAGCUCAGAACUGGAAGAAAUGAGGCCGCGAAAAUCUUCUCAAACCAAGAAAUCUUCUAGCGGCUCGGAUAAGACCGAGACCAUAGAAGACGAACCUGAAACAGCCCCAAAGAAGAAAGAGCCUCGAGUUAAAGCCUCAGGGGCGACCUCAGGAGAAGAAAGCAGACCUGAUUUUUAUCAUGGUGUUGGACCUUACAAUGACGUUAAUCUUCCAGGAGUAUGGUUCUUCCGUAUACCACACAAGAAUGGUGAGAAGUAUCGUUGUGGAAACCCGCUGGCUAAAGACUACAUCAGCAAAAUGGAGGACGGAACACUGGUGUCCUCUGGAGACCACAGUGCUCACAAAACCCUGAUUAUUAACAAGAUGAUAUCCUCCUGGAGGAACGCACAGAAGAGAGUUAGAUCACAGCUGGCUGUCUGGUUUGACAAGGACGACCUACCCUCGGAAAUAACUGGAUCUGAAAAGUACAGCGCUGACAACAUGUAUGGCGCCAUCUUGCCUCGUGUGAUCACAGCAGGGACAGUAACAAGGAGAGCAGUUGAACCUACUUGGCUGACAGCCAGUAAUCCCAGAGAGGAUCGUGUUGGCUCAGAGCUGAAGGCCAUGGUGCGGGCUCCUCCAGGCUACUGUUUAGUAGGGGCUGAUGUAGACAGCCAGGAGCUCUGGAUUGCUGCUAUUUUAGGAGAUGCUCAUUUUGCGGGGAUUCAUGGUAGUACAGCGUUUGGCUGGAUGACAUUGCAGGGUAAGAAGUCAGAAGGUACAGACCUUCACAGCAAGACCGCUCACACUAUUGGAAUAAGUCGAGACCACGCGAAGAUUUUCAACUAUGGCCGUAUUUAUGGAGCGGGGCAGAAGUACGCAGAGAAACUGCUUCUACAGUUCAACCACCGCCUGACGGAGGGCGAAGCCAAGCAGAAAGCAGAAACGCUGUACGCUAACACCAAGGGAGUGGCCAAGUUUCUUCUGACCGAUUAUGGAAAAUCUGUGGCAGAAAAACAUGGCUUCUCUGAAGACAUCGACGAAAAUGGAUGCGUUUUUGCCAAAGUGUAUUACCAGUUGCUGAGGAAAACAUCGCGGAGAAAACGUUCUACCAACAGUAUCGACAGUGGCCGAAGGUGGUGUGGAGGAAGUGAGUCUGAGAUGUUUAAUAAGCUCGAGAGUAUUGCUCAAUCAGAGGAGCCGAGAACUCCUGUACUGGAUUGCAGGAUCAGCAGAUCACUGGAACCAUCAGCUGUGGGCAGUGAGUUCAUGACAAGUCGGGUUAACUGGGUUGUUCAGAGCUCUGCUGUGGACUAUCUACACCUCAUGCUAGUUUGCAUGAAGUGGCUUUUCACCAAGUACAAUAUUGACGGACGUUUUUGCAUCAGCAUACACGACGAGGUUCGCUACCUGGUGUCAAGCAAGGACAAGUACCGCGCGGCUCUGGCACUACAAAUUACCAAUCUCCUCACUAGGGCAAUGUUCGCGCACAAACUGGGAAUGAGCGACUUACCACAGUCCGUGGCAUUCUUCAGUGCUGUUGAUAUAGACACAGUGCUACGUAAAGAAGUGACGCUUGACUGUAAAACUCCAUCCAACCCACUGGGACUCCACAAGGGGCAAGGAAUAGCGCAAGGGGAAGCGUUAGACAUUUACGACAUCUUAAAACUUACUCAUAACGGCGUACUUGAGGAAGAUCCAGAAACAGAGAGGGACCAUAAGGCCCAGAAAGAAACAAUUCACGAUUCUUCAACAUAAAAAUACGUUUUUAGACCUUUACAAUUGUAUAAAGCUGUUGUACAAAGGAAGCACUUCUAGAUUAAGCCAGGAGAAGAGGUUAUCACUGAUUGGGUUACUGUUUGUUUGUUGAGUGGUCUGCCGAUUUGAUUAGUUCGCCUUUAAUCUUCGUUUCGUGUGAGCAUUUCAUUGCCAAGAGCUAUUGCUUUAUAACACUCGCCAUGACAGAGAGAGUUUAUAAAAUUGCCUUGCUUGGCAAUGAAGGAGUUGGGAAAACAGGUAAGGAGGUUUCAUUUACUGAAUUUAUAUUUGUGUUAAAGGGUCGAAGAAUGGGAAAUUUAAAACUGUCUUCUUAGAAAUCGGAACGUGUCAUUGUCUAACAAAGAUUUUUUGCUCCCAUUUGGAAUCACGUUUUCACUGUUUAUUGACAAGCGAUAGCGCUAGCGACUUAUAGCUUGCCCUUCUUAUAUACUGGUUCGUUUGUGUUGGGUCAUUUUAGUAUCUCGAUAUCCGUGUUUAAUACAAGAAACGAUUGUGUUCCACUUGUAGAAGAUCUAAGCUCGCAAGAGACUUCUCGAAUGAUUUGGCCUUGCCUUAUGCGUUCGCACUCGUUAAUUUCUCGCGAUUUGGCGGCGAUCGACCAGAGGCAGAAGAUUAUUUACUGAUUCUUAAUAUUGUCUAGGUUUGCUUUCAAAGCGCCAGAGACUGGGAAGAAGUUUGGUGAAAGUACGUCAGGUUGUUGUAAACUUGCAUCAUUCGCUUUACUUCUGUCUGUCUGGGAUAUGUUAGAUCAUCGAUCUCGAUAGAAAUGUAGGGGAUUUGACCUAGAAAGGCGCGUUUAUCAAGCUCGGUAGAAGACUACUUUAAUGUCCAAUAUGUACUAGAAAAUGCCAGUUUAUGUAUUUGUCAAACG